AAAUUGGCAUUUACCCUCUGCUCUUUACAGAGACCCUUGAUGAGGCGAAAAAACGAGAGACAAAAUAUAACACCACAAUGUGUCCAACAUCUGAAAUUGAAUCUCAUGAUGAAGGAGCUAUCCGCCAAAAAAGAAUAUCCAGGCCAAAUCAGCAGUUUAUGCAUUCUGAUUCUGAAGACCAUCAGAGUAGCAGUGCAAAAAGAAAGCGUUUUGCCAAACCACCUGAUGUUGGAUGUCCAGUAGAUCUUGUUGCUAGCAACUACCAACAAUCACUAGCUGAUGAAGUUCUUAAUGCUGAGAUGCCAGGUUUUGCUACAGCCCACUGUGUCCAGUACCACAAGUUGCAGAAUCCACAGCGACAAAGUACAAGUAUUGGGUUGUCUGGAUGCAGCUCAAGGCAGUAUAACCAUCGCCCUGGUCUCUCACAAUGUGCACAAAAUAGGCUGCCAUUGGAUAUAUCACAGACAAACUCCGACCAGAAUGAUGUAUUGGAUUCAGCGCCUAAUCAAGGUUUCGAAGAUGCAACCACACAAAGGGCCAGCAAUAAUGGGCAGCUUUUGAGAGGCAAGUCUAUUGGACAUAAUAUGACAUCGAUGCUUGCUGAAGCUCUUGUGAUUGUGAAGGAUCUAUCCAGAGAUGUCCAAUUCAUUAAGAACAAUUUGGCUCAGAGUAACAUUACACCAGGUAGCACACAAGGACCAGCAAACCUUGUACUCCCCUUCCAGCUGCCAAUUGAAAGUGAAGAAGAUUUCAGUAAAGCAGAGUCAUUACUGAUUGAAGAGACAGUGCGUCAAAAGAUGAUUGCUCGACUGGCUCUAGUAGGAGGCACCAAUUCAGCCAACAUGAUAAGAAGAAUGUUGACAACUUGUAUGAGAAAUGCCCUGGCAAGUCAGUUCAACUGGGCUGGGAAGAAACAUAGGCAUUCCCAGAGUAAAAAGCCAUUCAAGGACACAAUCCUGCAAGAGUGCAUAUUAGUUGCUGCUCGUCAAUUCGAACCAGGCCUAACUGAUCAAAAUUACAGCGAAACAGUAAAGAAAUGGUUUCGCUAUGCACCAGACCGGGAGGGAGGCAUUGAAAGGCAACCAAAGGGACGGCCAGAAGACUGA
Xiphophorus maculatus (southern platyfish) is the source of this 1106-nucleotide messenger RNA. RefSeq lists its product as uncharacterized. NCBI's taxonomy places the organism in Eukaryota, Metazoa, Chordata, Actinopteri, Cyprinodontiformes, Poeciliidae. The transcript has 10 exons. Bases 78 to 1106 code for a protein of 342 amino acids. The record is from RefSeq and is a predicted model, not a curated record.